Molecule: messenger RNA, 538 nt
Organism: Onychomys torridus (southern grasshopper mouse)
Lineage: Eukaryota; Metazoa; Chordata; Mammalia; Rodentia; Cricetidae
Product: cofilin-1-like
Exons: 1
Coding region: 62-538 (158 amino acids)
Biological process (GO): actin filament severing; actin filament fragmentation; cell motility
Cellular component (GO): actin cortical patch; actin cytoskeleton; lamellipodium
Molecular function (GO): actin filament binding
Source: RefSeq, a predicted model, not a curated record
AGCAGCUGCGGUGGCUCAGUUCUUCUGUAGCUCUCCCUGUCUCCCUUUCGCUUCUGGAAACAUGGCCUCUGGUGUGGCUGUCUCCGAUGCUGUCAUCAAAGUGUUCAAUAACAUGAAAGUGCACAAGUCUUCAGCGCCAGAAGAAGUGAAGAAAUGUAAAAAGGCAGUGCUCUUUUGCCUGAGUGAGGACAAGAACAUCAUCCUGGAGGAGGGCAAGGAGAUUCUGGUAGGAGAUGUGGGGCAGACGGUGGACCACCCCUAUACCACUUUUGUCAAGAUGCUGCCGGACAAGGAUUGCCGCUAUGCUCUCUAUGAUGCAACCUAUGAGACCAAGGAGAGCCAGAAAGAGGACCUGGUGUUCAUCUUCUGGGCCCCUGAGAGUGCACCCCUUAAGAGCAAAAUGAUCUAUGCCAGCUCCAAGGACGCCAUCAAGAAGAAGCUGACAGGAAUCGCAAGCCACCUGCUACGAGGUUUGCUGCACUCUGGCAAACAACUAGGUGGCAGCGCUGUGAUCUCUCUGGAGGGCAAGUCUUUGUGA